Messenger RNA from Physcomitrium patens, 3820 nucleotides. RefSeq lists its product as uncharacterized. Lineage: Eukaryota; Viridiplantae; Streptophyta; Bryopsida; Funariales; Funariaceae. Gene Ontology annotation, biological process: lipid metabolic process. The record is from RefSeq and is a predicted model, not a curated record.
CGGAAAACACCCCUGACGCGACUUGCCAGAGCUUGAGAUUUUUCUGGAAGUUUUGAUAAAUUGUUGGAAAUGAGAAGCUUGCGAGAUGUCCACAGAUUGCACGAGCCGUCGAGUCUCUGCAUUUUGGCACACGGACCUCCUCCUCCUCCUUCGAUCGCAGUGAUUGCGCAGACUAAGAAGUUGAAUUACCGAGGGAACGCCAUGAGUUGCAAUACUAUACAGAUCUUGCUGAAAUCAGGCAUGCAAACAUUUAAAGUUCGAAUUGAUCGUGACCAGCACAGAGAUUCCAGGUCUAUAGUAAUGUCAUGGAAGCAGCUCGUGAGAAUUUGUGGAUUAUUGUUUUGUUUUUUUUAUUUCGCUUAGUUAGGAUGGAACCGUUCGAUGAGGGUUGGCUAAUCUUAUGUGACGUUCCUUGUUUACUGGUUGCGAGCUUUUAAGACGUUUUAGGUUUUUGCACCAUUGGAUGGAAUACGCGCAUGAUCGUUUGAAGGGAACGAGAGUGUGAACAAACGUGGAAGUAAUCGAUGGGAAUAGACGCUUGUCAUGUUGGACUUGUGCGAUGAGGAGACACCUUGAGCGAUCAUCCACGUUCACUGCGUAGCACCCAUGAAGUAUUUAGUUCUUCUGUGAGUUUUUGAAGUGUUUAUACUCUGGCGGGAAUUCGAUCGUGACCUUACGGACAUCUCUGGUUCUUCUUCAGCACAAGGAAGCUUUCCGGCCAUUCUCCAAUACGGUUUUACAGUCUGUCUUCCCGUCGUGUCUGUGGUGUUUCAAAUGGGAAGAAAAUGAAACGGAGAUUUCUCAUUCCCUGAAGAGUUGCUCUUGAAGCUUUCAAUUGGAGAUCUCGAUUCAACGGUACAUGGACUUUGGGAUAAAUUUCGGGCUUUUUAGGGGGAAAUUCUCAAGUUAAGCGAGUUGUGGCAAUCAGAGGUUGUGAUUUUAGCCACGAUGCUGACACCUUUGAAUGUGAGAGAGAUGUCCUCUGCAGUCUCGUAGGUCAGAUGACAGAGAACAUAAAGAAAAAGUGUAGAUAAUGCUGUUUUAGAUGUGAAACUGCGACCCUCAGUUGAUGGAUUUGCCUCCACUUUUUGAGUUGGUGAGGAGGUAGAUCGUCAGAUGGGUUUUUGGAUCCUUCUGAAGCCUUCUAGAUCCAUGAUCAUGCCAAGUCUUUUGGGACGUUCAGACGCGGUGAAAAGUAGUUACUAAGCGAUGCGGAGUCCAAUCGUCAGAUGUAGCACAACUCUCGCACUACUGCAGCUGCUCUCUUGCAAUCUUCUCGUAUGAUCAAUACUAGUCUGCUUCAAGAACGUGACAUGCCCGAAUCGAAUCUAUCCAAGAAUGGCACCUAUCAAAAGCAACAAUUGUGAGUGUUGGAGAUGAUCUGAUGCUUCUGAUAAGACUAUUAUGAUAUAUUUCCGAAAGAAUAAUAUUCGAUGGAAGAGCAGAAAGUUUGCGACCUCUGUGCAGGGGAGCAUUUGGGUUCCUGUACACUUGCCAGCGCAUUGACAACGUUGUCUACAAAUUUGAGAGACAGCUUGCAGGGGACAAGUAGAUGGAAUGUAUCUGACACGACUGCAGGUCUGUUCAAGGUCUUCCAUCUUCACGCUUUUAAUGGUGCCAUUGACACCAUCACCCAUGGUAUUGAAGUUAAUGAUAGCAAUGAAUUAGCAGAGAUGCUGGAAUGGAUGCGAUGGUCUCAUGCUGCAUAUGAAAAUGAUAAAGAAGCAAUUGCAACCAAAUUGGACCUAAAUGUUAAGGAUCUCGUGAAGAUGACAGCAAACGCUGGCAUUAACAAACCUGCAUUUUUUAUCGGGAUUCACCAUAACCGGAGGUGCGUUGUCAUCUCAAUCCGCGGGACAUAUCAGAAACAAGAUAUGUUCACAGACGUCAAUCCUAAUAUCGAAAAUUUUCUUGAAGGAUCUGCACACUCAGGCAUGCUCAGAGCAGCAAGAUGGCUUUUCGAGAAUGAGGGCCAUAUACUGCAAAGUCUUCUUACAGAGCAUCUGGGUUACAAAUUGGUUGUAACAGGGCACUCCUUGGGAGCCGCAACAGGUGGUCUUUUGGCGAUGAUAAUUCACGCUACAGAUGGAUGGUUCAUACCGAAAGAGAAGUCUGGAGUGAAUACCUCCAAAAUUCUCUGUUGGGGUUAUGGAUGUGCCCCUUGUGUAGACCGCAAAUUGGCAGAGUCAUCCAAUUUUAUCCACAAUAUUGUCCUCCAGGAUGAUAUUGUACCGCGUAUCACCCCGGCGGCAGUUGAGGCUCUGCGUAAUGAAAUUCUAGCAACAAGCUGGAGUGAAGUUGUUCAGGACGAAACAACGAAGAAACUGUUGGACGCAUUAGGACAUGUCCACAGCAACUUUGGCACCUUAUUUGCUACAGGUGGCAGCCUAAUAUCCACCGUCGGCGCACAAGCAGGAGCAGCUUUAUUUCAGAAAUUUGGCAACCUCCACACUGCUUCUGCGUCUAGUUCAACAAGUAGUAUCUUGGUGGAGAAGUCGUUGGAGAAGAUAGAUAUAUCCACAAGGAAUUAUGACGCUGAAGCAUCUGGCACUGCAAUCGUUGCAACAACUGUUCUAAACACCGGGACAGUGAGCCUCGAUAUCGAAGAACCCCGUAUUACGUCGGUUGAUGUUCAGCUUAGUACGAACAUCCCCAAAAUGAAGGAGAAUGCUGAAGAAUCUGACAUUAAAAUUGCUGCUCCAGUUGUAAUGACUGUGGCGACAAGGACCUCAAUGACUAUGGAGGAGCUUGAGAGACGCCGUCUUUUUGUUCCUGGCAUCCUCUAUCACAUCAAAAGACUUAAACAUAAGCAUGGGAAGAUGUCGCUUCCUACUUCUCCUACUGGGAUGUCGGAGGCAGGUGAAGAAGCUCUGAAAAACCUACAAAGCAAGUAUGUGGUUGUCCGUGGCAUGGAACCCAAGGAACGGCUUGGUAGGAUCAUCCUCUCCAAGACCAUGAUCUCUGAUCAUACUUGUCCAAGGUAUAUUAGGGCUAUAUCUCUUGCAUUAAGUUCGUGCUUGAAUGUCUAAGACACAAUUAGCUCAAGAAUACCUCUAGUUACUGGCAUAUGUGAUGCUGACACUCCAAGUCAAAUGUUCUCAAAUCUGCAUCAUAUACAUAGAUCUCAAGUCUGAAUCUAGCAGGAAUUUGAACAUCUGAAACGCGAAAAAACAUAUCUACAGAAAUCAAGCUAAUCCAUUGUGUAGAUGUUUCUGGAGGGUUUUCUCGGAUCGCAAUGCUCCAAUAGACUCCAACUAUAUUCCGUUUUGUGCUUCACAUGAAAAAGUGUUGAAAUCGGUACUGACCUCGAAAUCUGAAGACGACAACGUUCAGUUUCCUGGUUUCAUUGAACCGAUCGAUCAAUGUCGUUUACGAAGCAAAAAAAGGAGUGCUCAUGUCAGCGUCGACUCUGGACUCUCGAUGCUUUUCCUGCUGAAAUGCUCCAGUUGUUAUAGCUAGUUUGACGUUGCUAGUUAUUUUGAUUUUCUAGAAAUAUAUUCUGCAUGUGUAAGAUGGGGUCUUCUGAUCAUGCUCUGAGUUUGAUACCAGCAUGUAGGAGAAACCUUCUAAGGCUGAAACGUCCUCGAUAGGAACUCCUGUACUGAACUGAAAAUGGUUUAACAGGACCAUCUCAUCGCACAUCAUGAAAUAUGUUUAUAAAAAAGAAAAAGAGUUACGAGAAUGGAGUAGAUAAUGAGAGGGAGUCGUUGAACAGUGCACAUGAGAAUGCGACUUGUAAAGAACUUAAUUACUAUAAAAAAACUAUAAGUUUGCAUCAUGUGUGUGGAUAGAAGACACAUCCACUCCACAUCCUUUUCUA